This is a messenger RNA of Stomoxys calcitrans (stable fly), 336 nucleotides long. RefSeq lists its product as uncharacterized. The transcript has 2 exons. The record is from RefSeq and is a predicted model, not a curated record. Lineage: Eukaryota; Metazoa; Arthropoda; Insecta; Diptera; Muscidae. Bases 1 to 336 code for a protein of 111 amino acids.
AUGAAAUUUAUAACUGCCGUAUGCAUUGUAAUCGUCAUGGCCCUGGUGCCAUCCUUAAAGGCUGCCCGUAUCUGUGUUAUCCAAAGUGCCAAUUGCAACACCACCACUGGAACAAAUGUUUGCGGUCGUUAUGGUCGCUCUACUCUUUGCAUGCGAUUCAGAAAUACUUGUGCCCUGCAAACGGCCAAUUGUACCGACAAUGUUGGUUACACAGCUGUAAGUCUAGCCAACUGCAGAAAUAUUGCUCUCAAUCAACGCGCCGUAUGUGGCAGCAGUUCAACGAGUAGUAGCAAUGUUCAGCCCGUUAUUGUAAAUCUAGGAAAUACAGGAAAAUAA